AUGAGCGAGCUGCCUGCCAAGCGACGGAAAUUACAUGCAAAUUACCUCAAAAGUCCCUCGUUUACAAAGAGUGUCGUGUACGCUCAGGCUAUGUAUCAAGUUGCCCCACCUCAUUCUCCUCGUGUCGAAACGUUGAAACAAGGAACCCAUUCGCCCAGUUCAUUUGUGAAGCGUGGACUGUCGCCGGUGAAAAGAGCGGAUAGGAAGUUUUCGAGUCUUGACUUUGGUUCGCGAACAUAA
Marasmius oreades (fairy-ring Marasmius) is the source of this 240-nucleotide messenger RNA. RefSeq lists its product as uncharacterized. Bases 1 to 240 code for a protein of 79 amino acids. The transcript has 2 exons. The record is from RefSeq and is a predicted model, not a curated record. Lineage: Eukaryota; Fungi; Basidiomycota; Agaricomycetes; Agaricales; Marasmiaceae.